This is a messenger RNA of Humulus lupulus (European hop), 1041 nucleotides long. RefSeq lists its product as uncharacterized. The transcript has 3 exons. The coding region runs from base 1 to 1041 and encodes 346 amino acids. NCBI's taxonomy places the organism in Eukaryota, Viridiplantae, Streptophyta, Magnoliopsida, Rosales, Cannabaceae. The record is from RefSeq and is a predicted model, not a curated record.
AUGGCCAAGAAUGAUACUGUGAUUCAGAGUCAAGCGGCAUCCUUGAGGAAUCUAGAAACUCAGUUGGGGCAGCUUGCUAAUGAGCUAAGGAAUAGACCACAAGGCACCUUGCCUAGUGAUACUGAAAAUCCAAGGAGAGAUGGUAAAGAGCAAUGCAAGGCAAUCACUUUGAGGAAUGGUAAAAAUCUGGAAUUGACUGAGGAGAAUUGUAAGAGAAACAUCGAGCCCACUUCAAUCCAAAGUAGUGUGGACAAGGGAGACAAAACUGUGAAUUCAAAAAACUCAAAUGCUGAUCCUGAAGUAAUUGCUGCAGUAAUUCCUCAGCAAAAUGCAACAAAGAAGCCAAUGAGCAAGCCACCUCCACCAUUUCCUCAACGUUUUCAAAAGCAACAACAAGAUGGUCAAUUCCGAAGAUUUUUGGAUGUUUUGAAGCAACUCCACAUCAACAUACUGUUAGUGGAUGCUUUGGAACAAAUGCCUAAUUAUGUGAAGUUCUUGAAGGAUAUUUUGACAAAGAAGAGGAGGCUUGGUGAAUUUGAAACGAUUUCUUUGACUGAAGGUUGUAGUGCUAUAUUGAAGAAUAAAAUUCCUCCAAAGUUGAAGGAUCCGGGCAGUUUCACAAUUCCAAUUUCUAUUGGGGGACGAGAAGGAAAGAUUGAAGACGUCCUAGUACAAGUUGACAAGUUUAUUUUUCCGGCGGAUUUCAUUAUUCUUGACUAUGAGGAAGAUAGGAAUGUACCGAUCAUUUUGGGGAAACCAUUUCUUGCCACCGGGAGGACAGUGAUAGAUGUUGAAAAAGGAGAGCUAACCAUUCGAGCUCAAAACGAACAAGUCACAUUCAAGGUUUUUAAUCCUAUGCGCUCUCCUAAUGAAGUUGAAGCUUGUUUGGCCAUAAGUGUUUCUAACUUCAAGUUGAUUGAAAAGAUGCAUGGAAAGUAUAGCAAUGGAGUCAAGAAAAUUGUCCCUUUUGAAGAAAUUGAGAAAGGUGGGGAUCCAUGGAUAAGUGUUAAGACAGCAAGAAACAGGGUGUUUUGGAAGUAA